Molecule: messenger RNA, 603 nt
Organism: Penicillium waksmanii
Lineage: Eukaryota; Fungi; Ascomycota; Eurotiomycetes; Eurotiales; Aspergillaceae
Gene: racA
Product: putative Rho GTPase Rac
Exons: 6
Coding region: 1-603 (200 amino acids)
Biological process (GO): regulation of cell shape; cortical cytoskeleton organization; actin filament organization
Cellular component (GO): cell cortex; cytoplasmic vesicle; plasma membrane
Molecular function (GO): GTPase activity; GTP binding; protein kinase binding
Source: RefSeq, a predicted model, not a curated record
AUGGCGACGGGUCCGGCUACUCAAUCGCUCAAGUGCGUGGUGACGGGUGACGGUGCAGUUGGCAAGACAUGUCUUCUGAUCUCCUACACAACAAAUGCCUUCCCCGGCGAAUACAUCCCCACUGUCUUCGACAACUACACCGCCAGCGUCAUGGUCGAUGGCCGACCGAUUAGCUUGGGACUGUGGGAUACCGCUGGACAAGAAGAUUACGACCGUCUCCGACCUCUCUCCUACCCGCAAACCGACGUGUUCUUGAUCUGCUUCUCGAUCGUCAGCCCACCUUCUUUUGAUAACGUCAGAGCCAAGUGGUUCCCCGAGAUCGAACACCACGCCCCCAACGUCCCCAUCAUCCUGGUCGGCACAAAGCUCGAUCUGCGCGACGACCGCGCAACCACCGAAGCCCUCCGAUCCCGCAAGAUGGAGCCCGUCUCAUACGAGCAGGCCCUGGGCGUGGCCAAGGAAAUCCGAGCACACAAGUACCUGGAAUGUUCCGCCCUGACACAGCGGAAUCUGAAGAGUGUUUUCGAUGAAGCCAUUCGCGCCGUCCUGAACCCCCGCCCCGCAGCCAAGUCCGGGCGGAAGAACAAAUGCAAGAUCCUGUAG